This is a messenger RNA of Prorocentrum cordatum, 1011 nucleotides long. The record is from the annotation of a GenBank genome assembly. Lineage: Eukaryota; Dinophyceae; Prorocentrales; Prorocentraceae.
GCCGCCGGCCAUUGCUUGCGCCCCCCUCUCGUGGCCGCCGCCUCUUGGCCGCCCCCGCGGGAGGGGGGUGAGUCGGGAGGGCGGCCGGGCGUGGACCCCGUCGGGGGCCGUGGGGAGGGCCUUCCAGGCGCCUGGUUCUGCGGAGCAGGCGCGCUGACGCUGUCGCCUGGGGGCUCGAAGUCGGAUGUGAACGCCACCGAGACCACCACGCUGCUCUUCGUCGCCGGUCUGGAGGGCACGGGCCACAAUUUCUUCGACCGCGCCCUCAACGAGAUGCAGGCCGUGCGGUUCUCCUUCCUGGACAACUGGAACGCGUACGGCAUGAUCAGGACCAACAAGUCCUGGUCCGAGGACAACCUCGAGGAGAACGCGAAGCACCUCGCCGACAGGGUCUCGAUGUACCCUGGCCAGGUGAUGUACGUGGCGGCCACACUGAGCAGCUCGUGGCCCAGCGGCCAAGGCAGUUCGUACGAGCGCCGGAACAACAGGCAGCCGAGCAUCUCUCUGCUCCGGCGGGCCGCAGCUCGCGCAGGAGAAAUCGCUGGACGCAGCAUCAACGUGCAGAUCCUCGUGACGCAGCGGUCUCCAGAGGAGACCAUCGUGGCCACCUGCAUGCAUCGGCACGACCUGGGAUCCUGCCCCGAGCAGGCGGAGACGCUGGCCGUGAACGCUGGAUUGUUGGCGGAGCAGCUGUACAACACCGAGACGAAGGCGUUCCACUGCGUCAGGUACGGCGACCUGCCCAGCCUUGCCUCGGGCCUCGCAGCGGCGCUGACCGAUGAGAGGGAACCGCUCUCAAAGGCGGAGGCCGCGAUCCAGGGCGCGUGGAUGGAGUCGAACGUGGGCGCGCACGAGCACCACGACCCCAAGGCGGACGAUAAGGAAGUCAAGGACUGGGCCGAGCAGAUGAGGGCGCCACUGCGGGCCAUCGACGUCAUGUGCAAGGGGUCGCACGAGGCGGCGGGGUCCCCAGACAUGCACGCGCCGCCGGCGGAGCCUGGGGCGAGGCGC